Messenger RNA from Glarea lozoyensis ATCC 20868, 273 nucleotides. RefSeq lists its product as uncharacterized. The record is from RefSeq and is a predicted model, not a curated record. Lineage: Eukaryota; Fungi; Ascomycota; Leotiomycetes; Helotiales; Helotiaceae. The transcript has a single exon. Bases 1 to 273 code for a protein of 90 amino acids.
AUGUACCGAUCAAGCCCUCAGAGCCCAAUUUCUUCAGCUCUUGGUGGAGCACUUACUGCACCAACUGCGAGUGGAAGCGAUAAGGCUUAUCAUCACGUGGACACAGGUACCGAACCGGGUCUGGUCAAUUUCUGUGUCAACGUCCCUCAAUGCCUCAUCGAGAAAUCCAUUCUGGGACCAAUUAAGCUGCCAUGCGGUCGAAGAAUGUUCCUGAGAUUGCUUCGCUGGACUGUCACCUCCUUUCGCGCUGACCGGACUGUUCUUGUCGAAUGA